Molecule: messenger RNA, 2782 nt
Organism: Perca flavescens (yellow perch)
Lineage: Eukaryota; Metazoa; Chordata; Actinopteri; Perciformes; Percidae
Product: tomoregulin-1
Exons: 10
Coding region: 835-1926 (363 amino acids)
Cellular component (GO): plasma membrane
Molecular function (GO): protein binding
Source: RefSeq, a predicted model, not a curated record
GAAAGAACAGGAGGACAAAAAAAAAAAAAAAAAGUCCCGGUCCGACUGUGCGUCCGACCGACUGCUUACGUGAAUCCUAUCCCGCUAACACUCGCUCCGCUUCGGCCUGGAUGCUGCUGGAAGCCCCUUUUGGACUUUUCCCUGGUUCUUUUUUUUUUUUUUUUGGUCCGCGGCGAUCCGCGUUUCUCCCCGCCCGGUUUGAGUGCGAGGCAGCUGGGCUGCAUGGGGGAUGGAGGCUCAGUGAGUCCGGGCUGUGAGCGGACUGAUUUUGAAGGGGUGUCGGAGGUGUGGGGGGUCGGUGUGUGAAGAACAAGCCCCAGGCCCUGCUUUGCUUUGUUAUCCCGGGCUCCGUUUAGCAGCAGCCCUCCUCCCUUCCUCGGCUUUCUCAUCGUGUUUUCCAGCCUAUUUCUCCCCCGUGUUUCUCCGUGCGUGGAGCCGUUUUCCUCACAGACGCUGGAAGGAGAGAGCAGAGGGAAACACACAUGGAGAUAUUUAGGAUUUAAACCCCGCAACGUAUUCACUAUCCCUCUUUUUCUGCGGCUUGUUUUUUGUAUUGAGUUUAUUUUGAAGGACGAUUCCAGAAAAAGAGAUCCUUUUUAUAUCUGUUUCUCUCUCUCUUUACCCUUUGUAUCCUCUGUCUACUCAUCCAUCUCUCCCUGUAUACCCCUAUCUCCUUAAAUCCCCCCUCUCCACCUCCAUCUGUCUCGCUCUUUUUUUCCUACCUUUCAGUCUCUACCUCUCCCCCUCUGUCUGUCUCCACCCCUCCAUCUAUCUCUCCUUAAUUUCCUACCUUUCAGUCUCUGUCUGCCUCCAUCCCUCCGUCUGUCUCUGUGGAUGUCCUCCCUCGUCCCGCCGCCCUCCAUCAUGGCUCCGGUGUUCCGGUUCUCCUGGUUCCGCUGCCUGCUGGUUCUGCUGGUUCUCCCCGCCGCCCGGAGCUCGUUCGCCCGCAGCGGAGGCAGCAGCAGUGCGGACUGCGGCCCCGGGAAGGCCGCCGACUGCCCCGAUAUAUCGGAGAAGAAGAGCGACCUGCGAGUGUGUGACGCCGGGACGUGUCGCUUUGGAGGAAUCUGCCGCGAGAACGGAGCCGACAUCAAAUGUGUCUGCCAGUUCCACUGUAAUAAGAAGUACGUCCCCGUGUGCGGGACCAACGGAGACACGUACCAGAACGAGUGCUUCCUGAGGCGCGCCGCCUGCAAGAAACAGCGAGCCAUCACCAUCCUGUCAGAGGGAGCCUGUUACCACGACGGUGCUUCAGGAUCUGGUGACGGAGAUGACGAGGGCUCUGGGCGCGGUAAAAAGGUCUCGAAAUGUGGAAACUGCAAGUUUGGAGCCGAAUGUGACGAAGACUCUGAGGAUAUGCUCUGCAUGUGCAACAUCGUGUGCAACGGCCACAACGAUAACCCGGUUUGCGGUGGCGAUGGCGUCACCUACGACACGCCCUGCCACGUCCGAGAGGCAUCCUGCCUCAAACAGCUCAAGAUCGACAUCAAACACGUGGGACGUUGCCAAGAUAAAAGUAGGAAGGAUGACAGCGUGAAGACCAAGCCCCCCAUCUUCGCCGCGCCGAAGCCUGGCGAGGGGGAGGAGUUUGAGGACAGCCCCGCCCCCUGCUCGGAAGACUACGCCCUGUUCUGUGAGCACGGCCAGUGUGAACUGAGACACAACCUGCCCACCUGCAGGUGUGAGGCAGCGUACGGUGGUCCCCAGUGUGACCAGCUGCUGGACUUUAACAUCCUGUACGUGGUGCCCAGCGGCCAGAAGCUGCACUACGUCCUCAUCGCCGCCAUCAUCGGCGCCGUUCAGAUCGCCGUCAUCGUAGCUGUGGUCAUGUGUUUCACCAGGAGGUGCAACAAGACGAAGCGUGGGCGGCGACAGAAGCAGCACCUCGGCCACUUCCCGUCGGGAACGUCCUCCAGGAUGAUGUAGCCGCUCUCCUUUUUCUUUUUCUCUCUCUCUCUCUCUCUCUCUCUCUCUCUCUCUCUCUCUCAUGUUUUUAUGAAAUACAAGAAGUCUACAUUUUUCGUACCACACAGACUGACUGCAUUUUUUAUAUCCUGACUUUUUGGUGCCUCUUUUUUUCCCUUUUUUAAAAAUAUUUUUUUUGGAUUUCUUAAGGGGCCUUAUUUUGAAGAUUUUCCUCCAAUGUUUGAUUUUUUUAAAAAAAGAAUUUUUUUUGUCACUGUUGUCUGCAGAUGAUUUUAUGUUUUCAUCAGGCGGAGCGGAGACCUCUCAGACUCUGAAACACUGUGGAUCCUCCGCCAGGAAAUGAACAUUAUUUAUCUGAUUGUAUCUUCACGUUGGACCGUCCACAUUCAACACGUACAAACUGGGAAAACACAGAUUGUCUCUUUGCAGACUGAUCUCAUGAAGUGGCGUAUGUAUGACACGCUAAUUCGCAUGCCAUUUUGGCGUGUUAUCAAGACGCAUACUUGCUUUUUAGCGUAUUAAUCAACAGCGUUUGCGUAGAGGCACUAAAUUGGGCUUGGGAGUGAGCAUGAGGGGCCUGGAGCAUGUUAACCCAGGCUAAGAGCCACUUACUUCAGCCUGGAGGUGAGGCUGAGGGCCCUGGAGGUCAAGGCCCAGCCAUAGAGGCACUGACCUGGGCUUGACAGGGAGCAUGAGGGGCCUGGAUCCAUUGACUUACAUUACCUUGCGAUUGCGUGUGAAUUGGCGCCGUAGGGAGUAGUACGAACGCAGGACUGUCACCCAGGAGACUGUGGAUCGUGUCCCACGUGUGGCUUGCCUAAAGCCAACCCCGUUGUUCUUUUCCUAAUCCCAACCG